ACUCCCUUGGUGCUGGUGUAAUCUGGAAGCUACGUGCCAGUUUCAUAGCUUGUUGAACUUUGGAAGUGAAGUGUUUUUUUCCAGUGUUGGAUUGAUGUUGUUGCAGUUAUGUCAGAGGCCAUUCUCACCUUCCAGUACCAGCUCAAUGGAGUCAUGGAAACAGUCCUCAAAACCGCUGUGCAUGAGAUCACUCGGCUGGUGAAGGACAGCUUCCUGAAGGAAGUGACCGGGAGCAAGCGGGAAGUGGAAAUCUUGAAGGAGAGGCUGCAGCAGUGUGAGCAGAGAUGGAGGGACGGAGAGGAGGAGAGGAAGAGGAGGGAAGUUGAAGAGAGAGAGCAGAAAAAGAAGAGGGAAGAGAGAGCGCAGACAGGGAUGUGUAGGAGCUGUGGUUGUGCUGGAGACACUGAGGAGAGGGAAGAGGCUCUGUUAGGAGCAGAGGAAGGUUGUGUUAUCAAACAGGAGAUGUUCCAGUCAGGUGGACACAGCGCUCUUCCAGAGAGAGAGGGUCCACAGGAAAUGGCCACACCUAGCUCUUUCUGUGUCUCUGAAAGGAUGGACGAGAGUGAGGCCCAUGUGGUCCAUAUCAAAGAAGAGCCCAAUGACUGGGAGGAUCUGGUUACCCAGAUGGUCACAUCCACAGAUGCCUCCAUAGUGAGCCUGAGUCGUCUGCAGAGAUUGAGCUCACAUGCUGGGGCUUGGACCAGUGAGCCUCAGCCUCCACCUCCACUCCCAGCACCAUGGGCCAGUGAGCCUUUUCCUCCAGCACCAUGGGGCAGUGAGCCUCCACCUCUACCUCCAGCACCAUUGGCCAGGGAGCCUCCACUACCUCCCACACCAUGGAUCAUGAAGGAGCAGCUCCUACUUUCAAGGUCAGUGAUACCCACCCAGGGGACAGCGCAUGCUGUGGGGGCCCUCGAAAGCAUCAACACAACGGCACAGCUGAGGGUCAAACCCUUCAGCUGUCCACACUGUGGGAAGAGCUUCCCUCAGCUCCGAAACCUGAAAGACCACCAGAAGUACCACCACACAGGGAAGAAGGCCUUCACCUGCUCCCAGUGCGGUAUGGGCUUUGUGUACAUGUGCCACUUCAGGGUACACAUGCAGCGCCACAUGAGGGAGAGGGCAUUCAGCUGCUCUCAGUGUGGGAAGAGCUUCAGCCUUCAGAGCGGCUUGGAGAAACACAGGGUCCUUCACACUGCAGAGAGGCCUUACAACUGCACGGACUGUGGGAACAGAUUCUAUUCUAGAGCUGACCUGAAAAUACAUGAACAGAUUCAUGCAGCAAGGUAGACCUUUGAGAUGAAGCAGGUUGAUUUAGAAAAUCAGAGGGGGGGAAAUAACUGCCAACGUGUACUAUGUUCAAUGUAUCUAUAGUUGCUGAUUCAUUUAAUGUUGAGAGGAAUAAAACUUUGUAAAUAA
Salvelinus namaycush (lake trout) is the source of this 1419-nucleotide messenger RNA. RefSeq names its product zinc finger and SCAN domain-containing protein 21-like. Gene Ontology annotation, molecular function: RNA polymerase II cis-regulatory region sequence-specific DNA binding; DNA-binding transcription factor activity. NCBI's taxonomy places the organism in Eukaryota, Metazoa, Chordata, Actinopteri, Salmoniformes, Salmonidae. Gene Ontology annotation, biological process: regulation of transcription by RNA polymerase II. The transcript is spliced from 3 exons. The record is from RefSeq and is a predicted model, not a curated record. Bases 109 to 1290 code for a protein of 393 amino acids.